Messenger RNA from Acanthisitta chloris (rifleman), 876 nucleotides. RefSeq names its product pseudouridylate synthase 7 homolog. Gene Ontology annotation, cellular component: nucleus. NCBI's taxonomy places the organism in Eukaryota, Metazoa, Chordata, Aves, Passeriformes, Acanthisittidae. Gene Ontology annotation, biological process: pseudouridine synthesis. The coding region runs from base 1 to 876 and encodes 291 amino acids. The transcript is spliced from 6 exons. Gene Ontology annotation, molecular function: pseudouridine synthase activity; RNA binding. The record is from RefSeq and is a predicted model, not a curated record.
AUGGAGACUGUAGAAAUGAAUAGUGUGUCCUUGAAACGUCCUCGCUCUGAGGAUGAUGUGGCCAAUGCAGACGAGAUUAAAAGACAGAAGAUCUUGGAGAAGUCUAAAACAGGGAAUGACUCUGGGCAGAGUAUUGAGACUGUAACAGAACAACCUGAGGACACGAAAAACGAAGUAAUCCCCAAUGAGGAAAGUGAGGAGCAGGAAGAAGAGGAACUAGAGGACAGUGAUGAAGAUGGAGAUCCAGAGAGUUUUGCAGACAUGAUGAAGCAUGGACUGACAGAAAGUGACGUUGGCAUAACUAAAUUUGUUAGCUCUCAUAAAGGGUUUUCUGGAAUUUUAAAAGAAAGAUACUCAGACUUUGUUGUCCAUGAAAUAGGCAAAGACGGGCGCGUGAGCCAUUUAGAUGACUUUUCUGUUCCAGUGGAUGAUGAGGACCCAUCAGAAGAAACAUUUACAGUUUUGUCAGAUGAAGACAAGCAACGUUUAGAGGAGCUCCAGCUACUUAAGAAUAAGGAAACCAGUGUUGCCAUAGAGGUAAUUGAAGACACCAAAGAAAAAAGAACAGUCAUCCAUCAGGCUGUGAAGUCCUUGUUUCCAGGACUGGAGACUAAAACAGAAGAUCGAGAUGGAAAAAAGUACAUUAUUGCUUAUCAUGCUGCUGGGAAAAAAGCACUGGCAAAUCCAAGAAAACACUCUUGGCCAAAAUCUAGGGGCAGCUACUGUCACUUCGUGCUGUACAAGGAGAACAAGGACACUAUGGAUGCUAUUAAUGUCCUAUCCAAGUUUUUAAGAGUGAAGCCAAACAUAUUUUCCUACAUGGGAACUAAAGAUAAAAGGGCUAUAACAGUUCAGGAGAUUGCUGUUCUCAGGUAA